Molecule: messenger RNA, 1626 nt
Organism: Histoplasma mississippiense
Lineage: Eukaryota; Fungi; Ascomycota; Eurotiomycetes; Onygenales; Ajellomycetaceae
Exons: 5
Coding region: 1-1626 (541 amino acids)
Source: RefSeq, a predicted model, not a curated record
AUGAGCGCCGCCGACAGAAGCGCAUAUGAGAUGUUAGGAUACAUUUUGCAAAAAAAGGCAGCCAAGAGCCAGGUUCGCAUGGAUCCAUUUAUCAAACCUAAAAAGGAAGCCAGUGAAAAGUUGUCCAUGCCAUCGUCAUCUCGGCGAAUGAAGCGGAAGAGCGAAGUGUUGGCAGUCAGCGCGCAGUACGAGCAAAUCAGAAAACCCAACACCCACGUGAUAAUCGUGCGCAUCGCUCACGAUUAUCACCGCCCCAAAGAACCUCUGCCCUGCACUUUCAGUUCUUGCAACUCCUACAGCCUCCCACUGGGCACAGAGAAAACUUAUGCUCCCAGCGCUUCAAACCUCGAUUGUCGCUCAGUGGCUAUAAAGAAUGGACAAUAUGCUCUACAGAGUCGCGUAUCCAAGAAGCGACAAAGUGCUGAGGCAAAUAUUGACAAGGGCCAGGGAAGGGAAUUGGCUUCGGCGUGGACGGAAGAACAGUGUGAAUAUCACUUAAAUGAUGAACAGCGGCAGUUUUUCACCAACUGGCUUCGACAGAAAUAUUUCGACAAAGGCAGGACUAAAAAGUGCAUUUCAUCAGCGAAACUCAUUCUUGAUGGAAUAACGACUUACGGCAACGCAAGUUAUACCUAUGCCAAUCUUAGAGAAGCUCCGAGCAGUCUAUUAGACAUAGUGAGAGAAUACGUGACCUGGGAUGAUGAUGGUACUCUCCACCCGAAAAAAACCAGACGCAGCACAUCCCCAACUUACAGCUGUCCCAGUGGCUCGGGUGCUCAUGAGUGCCACAAUGCUUCUUUCUCAAAGCAGGUGUGCAAUGGUCGACAACUAAGUCCCACCAGGGAGCUCUCAUUCGAAGAGCGAGAGGCUGCCCGAAUGCUUCAACAAUUUCAGCAACAGACGCAGCCAACAUCCGAUCCACCUAGCUCGCAGCAGUUGAGAGAAGUGAGCGUGCGAAAUACCACGAGAGAGUGUCCUCAAGGUACGUCAAGCGACAUGUAUAUCGCAUCGGAGCAGCGGGUUACAAUGCCAGAACAAAGUAGUCUUCUAUAUGAAGUCCCUAGGCUAAUUCAGUUAGCAGUCCCUCGCCCGAUCGUCGAUGACCACAUGGCACAAUGUACAGUGUCCGGACAGGAUUCAGUACCACGGAUGCAAGACAUCGCAACAACCCCCCAGCCAGAGGAUAUGACCGAGUUGGUUUCUAUGACAAACGCCGCGGACAUAUCGAACUUCGGUAACUCUUACACUUUUUUCCAACCACACGAUCCUAAGGGGGAGCAGCCGAUGACUUCCCAGAGUCAUUCCCAAGAUAUGGAGGGCCUUCAGGACUCUGGAGUACAGCAACUGAUGACUUCCCAUGUGCCAAUGAUUGAUACAACACGAUAUUCACAAAGCAUGGAGAGCCAAAUCAUUCAGGACUCUGGAGCUCAGCAGUUGAUGGCUUCCCAUGUGCCAAUGAUUGAUACAACACGAUAUGCGCAAAGCAUGGAGCAGCUAAUGGGUUCAAGAAUUUAUUCCGAUAAUAUACAACAUUCUAUUCCGCAGAAUACAUCAAUCCACUCUCAAUACAUUCAAGAAGCGGAUGGCUUCUACAAUCAAUUCAGCUCUUUCCACCAUCCUGUAUAG